AUGAGUCAGACACUCAUAGCCAACGAACUGCUGGCGUUCUUGCAGCAGAAACUGGAUGUGAUGGACGAGGUGUCCGCCAUCCAGAUCUGCGCAACGAACUUCAGUGAAGAAGAUGUGGCAGCUGGUAAGCUGCUUUUGUACAAGUCGCUCAACAAGUGCGACCAGAUGGUGUCCCGCAGGCGUGACGGGACCAAGAAAAGCAUCCAGGACAUCAUCACGCUGCUCAAGGAGACCGACCCGGAUGACGUGCCGACAUUUGUGGCGAGGGAUCUCAACAAGCUUCCUCCCGUAACUUUCGACCACGUCGACGUGACCAGCCUUUUGAAGGACAUCGUUGUCCUCAAGGCCAGCUUGGUGGAUGUACAGAACAGGUUAGAUGCAUCCCAAGUUGCUGUUGCCGUUUUGCGUAAGGAACUUAGUGAUUUGCGCAACAUGGUAACAGUAACUGGGUCACCAACGGCAUCGAACGUAAACACGCGUCGCGGAGCAGCUGCUGACACAUCGGCGGUCAGUUUCGCGUCAGCGGUUUUGUCUACACCGUCAUCGUCACCGAGGACUGCUGAGCAAGCUGAGUGCGCAAGUCGCGCACCCCGCCUGCCCGCUACCGCCCCUGCGGGGCCUCCCGCGCCCGCCGACAAACACACCAAGCCCGUUCCCGAGAAGGAAGCGCCAAGGGCUGAUGAAGAUGGUUUCGUGACGGUGCAAGGGAGGAAGCGCCGUCAAAGAACUAACAAGAACCGCUGCGGCACAGCUUCCAUCAAGGCUAACAUCCCGAUUCGUGUCGCCCAGCCGAACACUCCCGUAUACAUUUCCCGCCUUCACUAUACUACGAAGGUGGAGGACAUUGUGGAGUACGUGUGCCAGAAGACCAAGUACAGGCUGAGAGUGCAGCAGUUGGAAUCGCGCCGCAACGUCUACUUCAAUUCGUUCGUGGUGCGAGUACCGACGUGUUUUCUGCACAACGUCUUGGCGGAGGACUUCUGGCCGCAAGGAGUGGUGUUCCGACGCUUCCGCGGACAAGUGCCACACGACCGUACAAAUAAAGUGCCCUAG
Molecule: messenger RNA, 1053 nt
Organism: Spodoptera frugiperda (fall armyworm)
Lineage: Eukaryota; Metazoa; Arthropoda; Insecta; Lepidoptera; Noctuidae
Exons: 2
Coding region: 1-1053 (350 amino acids)
Source: RefSeq, a predicted model, not a curated record